Molecule: messenger RNA, 801 nt
Organism: Ogataea parapolymorpha DL-1
Lineage: Eukaryota; Fungi; Ascomycota; Pichiomycetes; Pichiales; Pichiaceae
Exons: 1
Coding region: 1-801 (266 amino acids)
Cellular component (GO): cytosol; nucleus
Source: RefSeq, a predicted model, not a curated record
AUGGAAUAUAAAGAUAAGAUCCUGGCCCCGGGGAAGUCAAUGGACGACGCGUUUGUGGCGAUACUGGUGUGUGACACGCCAAUCGACGCGCUCAGCGAGUUUGGCGAUUUUGGCGACCAGGCAAUAGCGCUCUUUCGCGCAGCAGGCAUGACAGACACAUUGUUCCGCAAGUACGACGUGAUCAGCAAAAUGGAGUAUCCGACGGCCGAGGAGCUGCAACGCUGUCAGGGCCUGUACCUGACGGGUUCUCGCUCGGAUGCGUUUGCUAACUCCCCGUGGAUCGACCGGCUGCGCGAGUUUGUGAGAAUGUGUCUGCAAGAGUACCAGUUCCCGAUCACAGCGUCUUGUUUCGGACACCAACUUGUUGCGACGGCUCUGGGGCUCGCAGUGGGACGCAGUCCGCGCGGCUGGGAAAUGGGGCUCACACAGGUGCAAAUCAACUCGGCGAUAAAUCUCCGUCCCCUGAUUAGUAAUUCUGGAAAAAACAAUUUCACCGUGAUGGAGAUGCACCAGGACGAGGUGCUGACUAACCCGGCAAAUCUACCGCCGGGUUACGUGAACGUGGGCUCGUCGGCUGCGUGUGGGUGCCAGGGCCUAUACAAGAAGCACCGAGUGCUCACGUUCCAAGGUCAUCCCGAGUUCACCACCGCGUGUGGCGAGGUGCUAGUCGAGUCGCGGCGCAGAGCAGGCCAGGUGGACGCUGCGCUGUACAACGACGCAAAGAGCCGAAACGCGAGCCUAUCCAACGACGGCGUCGAAAUUGGGAGGUGCAUGGUGGAACUUUUUCAUGGAAGGCUGUAG